This is a messenger RNA of Bactrocera dorsalis (oriental fruit fly), 1618 nucleotides long. RefSeq names its product sodium channel protein Nach (gene ppk25). Gene Ontology annotation, molecular function: ligand-gated sodium channel activity. The record is from RefSeq and is a predicted model, not a curated record. NCBI's taxonomy places the organism in Eukaryota, Metazoa, Arthropoda, Insecta, Diptera, Tephritidae. Gene Ontology annotation, cellular component: membrane. The coding region runs from base 265 to 1026 and encodes 253 amino acids. The transcript is spliced from 3 exons. Gene Ontology annotation, biological process: sodium ion transmembrane transport.
GACACCAGACAAGUCAGAGGUUCAGAUUUCCGAAAAAAAGAGCAUCAUAUUCGCACCAGCGAUUACAGAGGUUGGUCUGUGCCGUACAACGUCACAGUUAAAUAAGUACACCAAUCCUAGUGGAGAAAUGUAUGUAUGUUGGACACAAACAACUUUAAUCAGUCAAAACUGAUUAUAAAGGCCAUCUCCGAACUUUAUUAAGUCUGGCUUCUUUAUUAUUGCAGAAAAUCCUUCGAGGUUAGCCCCGUGCAAUACUGUCUCUUCAUGAGCAUUUGUUUUACCAAGCUGUUUCCAGAAUAUUCAGAUGAGGCGGAAGUAUUUGUGUACCUGCACAACCCCUUAGAUGUCGUAGCGCCCAACGACAUAACCAAUGUCUAUCAAAUUGCGCCGCAAGCUCGAGUUUUAACUGUUGAUCUGGAGAUCACUGCAUUCAGCGCUGAAGCUCAGGUGCGCCGAAUACCGAUAGAAUAUCGCAAAUGUCGCUAUCCAGACGAAAGUAAUCUCAAGUACUUCGAGACCUACUCAACAGCUUUGUGUUGCAUGGAGCACCGCAUUCAUCGGGCCAUGCAACUAUGUAACUGCAAGCCACAUUUCUAUGCGGUCGGAGCCGAGCUCCCGACGUGCACUAUCGAUCAGCUUUUGUGUUUGCAACGACACAAUUGGACGCAGACAAAUUGCACCUUCUGCUUACAGCUCUGUGAGUAUAUGUUCUAUGUGCAACUACAGCAGAGUAUUGAGCAGCCUAUGCAUGGGCUGCAAUUGGAGGGUGUAAUGGGUCAAAAAUUUGAACGCACCGUCAACAUACAGCUCAAUUUGCCGUAUCGAGGUAUACGUCGACGCGUGGUCUUCAGCUUCGAUGAGGUGGUCGUCUCGUUUGGUGGUGCGUUUGGGCUGUUCUUAGGCGCCAGCUUUAUCAGCACUUAUACGAUAAUAAAGAUUUUCGGCGAUUUCCUGAUGCUAAAUUUUUUGCAAUUUUGUCGACAACAAGUACUUCGUAGAAGAAGAUUUCGCAUUCGUGUGCUUUAAAGCGCUGUAUGACGUACGUGAAAAGCUACGAGAACAGUCACUGUAGCUUGAAAUGUAAUUAUAUAAGGCAAUUGAAUUUGUAUUGCUGGCGCAAUCAACUGGACUAUCGAUUUUCUCUGACACAUUUCCUUCUCUUUUCGCUCAAAUGCUUAAAUGCCAAGAAAGCUGCUGACACCUAACGAAGGCACGCCGCCAUGCAAUAGCGGUACAAUUUAUGAAGGUAAAAUGCUAUAAAUGAAAUUCAUCACAGGGUGAAUUCCGUAGAAAGUAUAUAUGCUUAGCUCACAAAUGCUUAUAUUUUGCUUGCAAUGCAUAAAUGUAUGUCAGAUGUGUUACAGAGGAAAUGUCAUCAAAAUGCAUUUGCGCAUUAUUUUUUCGAAUUCGAAAUGACUAGAAAUAUAAAUAAGUGUCGCAUUAAUGUUGAAAUUAAUGAACAUUUGUUCGGAACACUUGUGGAAUAGUAAGUCAUGGAAUAUGCUUGAAAUUGCAAUGAGCAUUGAGCUUACAACGGGAAGCAAAGACCAUGACAAACUGUCUGAUGAAAUGAUUAGUGGGUGUAAAAUAGUUAAUUAUUGACUUCUAGGCACACAAU